AUGCAAAUGAAUGCAACGGCCCACUACGUCUGUGAUCGCGAUCAGACGGUGCUAGCUGUAGUGAAUCGUGUUGAUUCAAGUCCAACAACCCGGUCGCAACAGCCUUGCACACACACACGUCCCCCUCUUCACGGCGUGCCCGUCAGUCACUGGGACCGCCUGCUCAUCCACCCCUCUGUGUGUACCACCACCACCACCCGCUCUAUCCGUGUGACCAUUCAGACGCCUAUUCGUUCCAACUCCGAAGCUGCAAAUAAAUCAGUAAUCGGCACAAACUCCUCCCCUCCCCCCCCCAAAAAGCGAGUGCCCCUUGUCCCCACCAAUUCUUUUCGGGGACCCAAUUGGGACGUCUCAUUCCUACUGAACCGCAAGUACGGUCUGACGGCGAUGAACUCUGACCUCGAUUUCCCAAUGGACAUCAGCACGCCCGAAGACGGCUUGCUCUACUCCGUUCCAGCGCAGACGAUCUUCAGCGACAAGAAAUUUCCCGAUGAGCCCAUCUACAUCCAGCUAAACUUCCAACCAAACACCUCGCUGACGGAGUUCUACUUUCUUACCAUCCGUGAUCCUGACGACGUUAUGCGUUUCUCGCUCUCCAUGUACAAGCGAAACAUGUAUCGUGUUCAAAUGCGCUACAACCUACUGGAGUCCAAUGAGGGAGAACGGACAAUCGAUUUUCCCUACCCCCAGCCUCCAUCGUACUGGCGACUCGGGGUGUUGAUAAAGGAGAAUUCCGUGCAAUUUUUCACCAACUGUCCGAGAUUCCAGACAGCGCCCUUCCACGAGGAGACUGGCGUCAAAUUGCUGGGACGUCCGCUUUUCCGCGACGGCGCGUCUGCUUACCUCCUCAACAGUGGUCGCCAAAGUAGCCCCAAGUACUUGGAGGGCGUCCUCACGGAAUUCACUUUUCAUUCCGGCCACGAUGUUGAGAUGGCGCCGUGCAAGACCACAGUGCUGGAAGAAGGCAGUGGAGAGCCUAUGUACACAUUCGACCCCGAAUUCGGCAAUGUUAUUUCUGAUCGCUUUUUCACGCAGGUACCACCUUCAGCAGAGCCCCAAUCACGGGUCAGUUGUCAUUUCUUUCCCAUUAUCGAUUUGACAAAUGGCGUUGUUCGGCUUUUCGACCCAAAGGCGAAAUCUGUCUUGAUGGAGUCGCAAGUUUACGGUGGAGUGGUACACUUCACCAACGGCACGGUAAUGCGACCCUGCAAGAGCUUUGUAGCGCUUGAGGACCCCGUCAAGGUCGUCACAGUGGUUAACCUCAGCACCGGUGACGUGGAAUUGAUUGACACGGCCGCCAACCGUAGCCUCGCCAAGUCGUUGGUCUCGAAGAGGCUUCCAGCUGACCUUCAGCAGCUAGAAGUUCGACCUGUCUUGACGUGGAAGAACUUCACUGUGGAAAUCGACACGCUGAAUGGCAGGUGGAUGGUUAGGAACCACCAGACGGGGCAAUUUGUUGCAGCGAAGAACGUGGAAAACGGGCAGAUCAUUAUGCCGUCUGGUGAGGUAAUUCCAAUUCCGCUGAAGAUUCGGAAUCCACGAUACGUGCUUAUGCUGGCACCCCACUCUGGUUACGUCAGAAUCUUCAGGAGAUCCGAUGGCAGGAUGUACAAAAGAGUAAUCUAUGUGCCAACGUUUACAACAACCACUUGGAAACCUGAGGCGUCUACUGUCGUGCCAGAAGCUGGGGAAGUGUCUACGCCUUCCAUGGUGGAGUUUGUGACAGACUCUACGGCGACGUCCAUUUCAACACCACUUAUUGAAACCGCUAAUGUGCCUUGCGUGUAUCUUCCAAUUGUUGAUUUGACGGAUGGUUCUGUACAUCUCUACUUAAGGAACGAGGACAGAGUCGUGAUGGAGUCCUACGUGAGGGACGGCAUAGUGGUGUUCGACAAUGGCACGAGGAUGACGGUGUGUGACGCCUUCGUUGCCUUCGACGAUCCACUGUCCUCCAUCACAAAGAUCAACCUCGGAACGGGUGAGGUUGAGUUAAAAGAUAGUGAGGACAAGGUAACGCUAAUGAAAUCAGAUGUUUCACAUGGGCUACCCGUGGAUUCGAGCAAGACGCGCGUGGUUUUGACAUGGAAGAAUGUGACAGUUAGAAUUGACACGCGAAAUGGUGAUUGGUUCGUCAGUGAUCCAGAAACGGGGGAAUUAACAAAGGCCAAGGAAGUAGCUAACGGACGCCAACAGCGGGAACAAUAG
This is a messenger RNA of Mesocestoides corti, 2205 nucleotides long. Lineage: Eukaryota; Metazoa; Platyhelminthes; Cestoda; Cyclophyllidea; Mesocestoididae. The record is from the annotation of a GenBank genome assembly.